Molecule: messenger RNA, 447 nt
Organism: Parnassius apollo (apollo)
Lineage: Eukaryota; Metazoa; Arthropoda; Insecta; Lepidoptera; Papilionidae
Source: the annotation of a GenBank genome assembly
AUGGCUGCAAAGGAUGGAUUAUCAUUCAACUUUUUUGCAUCUUCCCAAGAAAUCAAGAAAGGACUUGCUGCGAGAAUAUUCGAGAAGAUCCCUUCUUCUCCGAACAUCAUCAGAUCAAUGGUUUUCCAAUAUGAACGGAAGGUUCGUGAGGAAUUGAUCGCAGAGCUCAACAAAAGAAAAGCUGAAGACAUCGUUGAUGUGACAAGUGAUGGAGCUAGUGUGAUGAAAAAGCUGGGAAAAUUGAUUAGCGCUGAACAACAACCUUGUUUCGCACACGCAAUCCACUUGGCGGUUCUUGAUGUAAUGUACAAGAAGAAGUCCAAACAACCCGAAGAAAGGAACGUCAGUGAGAACAACAAUGAGGACAACAAUGAGGACAACAGCGAGGACAACAGUGCGGACAACAGCGAGAACGAGAGCGGUUACGAGAGUGAGGACGAGAACUAA